Cladophialophora immunda is the source of this 381-nucleotide messenger RNA. RefSeq lists its product as uncharacterized. The record is from RefSeq and is a predicted model, not a curated record. The transcript has a single exon. The coding region runs from base 1 to 381 and encodes 126 amino acids. NCBI's taxonomy places the organism in Eukaryota, Fungi, Ascomycota, Eurotiomycetes, Chaetothyriales, Herpotrichiellaceae.
AUGGAUAAACCCAUCAAACUUCGAGACUCUCCUAGUAAAGUACAGCAAAAGCUCGGUCUGAGCAAUCGACAGUUCGACAACUUCAAGAACUUUGUCCGAAGAGCCCACGGCGAAUACUGUGGCACACAUCCCGAUUCCAAAUGGGCCAAUGUCAAUGUCAUCUGGACCGCCGUGCCCGAACACGAGAAACUCGAGAUCGUCAGUCUGAUUGACAAACUGUGUACCGAAUCCAACCUAUUCCCUCCUACCACCGGACGAGCUGUAAUCGAAGCUGGUAUUGAACAGAGGAUACACCGGGUGCGACGUACUUGGCAGCAGACGUCAAGAGCAAAGACAAAAGAAGCGAAUCCUAAAGACGUCUCUAAUAAGUUGAUACGGUGA